This is a messenger RNA of Aspergillus pseudonomiae, 987 nucleotides long. RefSeq lists its product as uncharacterized. Bases 1 to 987 code for a protein of 328 amino acids. The transcript has 5 exons. Lineage: Eukaryota; Fungi; Ascomycota; Eurotiomycetes; Eurotiales; Aspergillaceae. The record is from RefSeq and is a predicted model, not a curated record.
AUGUCAGCCUCAUCCUUGCUUAUGGAAAAUAUUCCAGACCUGGACAUGAGAGGGCAGGGAACAUAUAAGCGCUUCGAGGAAGGCAGCAUGUGUCUUCACGAAAAGCUUUACAACUCACAAACCUGCAGAUACCCCAAGGUCCACCCGAUCCACCCCAAGAGGUCCACCAUGGCAUCGAGUCCACACUGGACGCACCUCCCGUUUCGGCUGGCUUCAGCUGGCGAAGUGCUGGCAGCCGGUAUUGCUCUUCCCAUUGCCUGCCUCGUGUGUGUGAUACUUCGCUUCCUUGCUCGAGCCAGGCAAAAGGUUCGCCUGGGUCUGGACGACUGGCUACUCGUGCCUGCAGCGAUCAUGGUAACUGGAAUGGGCAUAUGCUUCAUUUAUGGCUACUCCGUCCACGUAAUGGGGUACCCGACACCCUACCCCAUAAGCGACGAUCCCAAAAAGGCAUUAGCGAAGUACAACCGCGCCUACGAAAUCGAAGCCAAGAUUGAAUUCUACUUCCAACUCUUCAUGAUCGCAGCGUACGGCUUCAUCAAAGCAAGCAUCGUCCUCUUCUAUCGCCGUAUCUUCGUCUCGAACAAGAAGUCCCGAUUCGCCAUCAUCUCCAACAUAUGCCUCGUCGUAACGGUGGUGUGGGCCGUGGCAUUCUUCCUCCUGUUUUUAUUCGGCUGCAAGACGAAAGUCUACCUCCAUUGGGCGCCUAUCCAGGAAGUAAGGGAGCACUGUGGGGACCCCCUUGCCGCCGAAUCGGCCCUGGUCAUCUCGGACCUCAUCACUGAUUUGGCCAUCCUGCUCCUGCCCUUUCCCAAGAUAUGGACGCUCCAGAUGUCUGUGAGACGGAAGAUUGCGCUAAGUUGUAUUUUCGGGGUGGGCUUGAUGGCGCUGUCGGCCUCUGUCGUGAGACUGGCCGUUUACCUGAUUGUCUUUGAGGUCGGAUAUGAGGCUGGAUACGACCCUGACCGUGAGCUUCCCCUUACCUCAUAG